Messenger RNA from Schizophyllum commune H4-8, 550 nucleotides. RefSeq lists its product as uncharacterized. The coding region runs from base 56 to 265 and encodes 69 amino acids. The transcript has 3 exons. The record is from RefSeq and is a predicted model, not a curated record. NCBI's taxonomy places the organism in Eukaryota, Fungi, Basidiomycota, Agaricomycetes, Agaricales, Schizophyllaceae.
CGCGAGCAUGGAUGCGAAUACUAGUGAGCAGGUACAAGACGCUGGGAAGCGAGGUAUGUCCUGCGGAAACACCCUCCCCCUCCCCGCCCUGGCCUUUAUAUUGACACCCUGCCGGCACAGCAUUCCGAACAAUGUCAGUGCCACCCCCAGCGGGGCAGACCUGACUCAGCCCGACGACCAUGGCACUGGCAUUGGCGCGCCCGCCACUGUCUUGGACGCCGCAUCAAGGGCGCGUGGCACGGCGGCUCCCCUGCGAGGCCAGUGAUGCGCUGCUACAUCCGCUGUUAGCGCAAUCGGUGGGCGAUGGGGUCGGCCACGGAUCACGAGGAGGGAGCGCUCCCGCUGCUCGUCGCGCUCAUAUAAUUUGUUGCGGGGACGAUCAUCUCGCGCCUCUCAUCUGUGUUCGCAACGACAGAAUCAAGAAAUGCAGUUGGAGGUGAACGAUACGCCCCCCUUGGUGUCACCUUCAUCUGUCCGAUUUUUUCGGGCGAUGAAACCACCCCCGUCGACCCUCUUUGGAUGGCAGUCCUGUGUAUUCGUCUGAGGAGGG